Molecule: messenger RNA, 888 nt
Organism: Hibiscus syriacus
Lineage: Eukaryota; Viridiplantae; Streptophyta; Magnoliopsida; Malvales; Malvaceae
Product: vinorine synthase-like
Exons: 2
Coding region: 1-888 (295 amino acids)
Source: RefSeq, a predicted model, not a curated record
AUGGAAGUUCAUAUUACUUCGAAGCAUAUGGUUAAGCCCUCCUCUUCAAAACUUCAUCUCUUUAAACCAUUCAACCUUUCCCUUUUUGACCAACUCUCCCCCAGAAUGUAUACUCCGGUAAUCCUCUUUUAUGCUAAACCUGGUGAUUCCAAUAUCGACGGUUCCCAAUUCUCAGAGAAACUAAAACAAUCGCUCUCGAAAGCUUUGACUCAGUUUUACCCUGUUGCUUGUCGGGUGAAGAACAACCUUUUUAUUACUGAUUUCGACGAGGGAGUUCCUUAUGUUGAAACCAAGGUGAAAGGUCGACUAUCUGAUUUCAUUGAGCCAACUCAGAAACUAGAGGCAAUGAACCGAUUGCUUCCUUGUCGACCCUUUUCCAAUAUUCAAGACUCAACAACAGCACCACAACUGUUCAAUUGGGCAGCUUUCAGUCGUGGCUCGAAUGGAGAAAUACCAAAUCCUGGACUGUUAGGGGCAUCGUCACAUUUUUUCCCUCCGAUUGAGUCGAUACCGGAAAGUGCCGACGUUGAAAGCAUGUUCUUCAAUUACGACAGGCGUCAGAUGACAAGGACUUACGUGUUUGAUGCCAAUGCGAUUUCGACUCUUAAGUUGAAAUUGAAAAGCAAAAGCUUGGAGCAUCCUUCCCGAUCAUUAGCUCUCACUGCAUUCAUAUGGAAACAUGCCAUCCAAGCAUCUCGAUCAGCUUCAGGAACUCUAAAGCCAGCUAUUUUAUGCCAACCAGUUAACCUUCGACCAAGAUUGAAGCCCGUCGACUUACCGAGUUAUUCAAUUGGGAACCUGAUUUCAAGUGCAAUUAGCAUGUAUAAGUCAGUUGGAAAAGAUAUAAACUUAUCUGAGUUGGGUUAUCUACUGAGACAAGCAACAUAA